GUGUAUACACAGAGGACGGAGCACGUGCGUUCAGUUUGACGUUUCGCGGAAGGCGCAUCUUCUCGUAUUUUUUCCAGCCUGACGUGUCACACAUUUUGCGAUCCGUUGGUGCAGUGCGAUUUCACUCGUCCUCCCGUCGUCGUCCCGGCGACGAUCUCUGGCAUGGCAGUCGAUCUGGGAUUCGUGGAGAAAUGCGAGCCCUGGCGGCUCGAGAGCAGAUUCUUCCCCAGCAAAGCAGGCGGCAGGCCGGCCUGGCUCGACCUGAAAAACAUUCCCGGGAAGGGCGAUCUGGAGUGCGAGUACUGCGGCGAUCCCUGCGUGUUCCUCUGUCAGAUCUACGCGCCGUACGAGGAGGACGUCGAUGCGUUUCACAGGACUGUUUACAUCUUCGUGUGCAAGAACACGGAUUGCUGCAGGCCGAAUCAGAACGGGAACCUGAAGGUCUUCCGCUCGCAGCUGGGUAGGAUAAACGACUUUUAUCUGGCCGAACCGCCCGUGGAGCAGAAGGACUGGGGAACUGAUAUUGACGUGUCGCGGUGGGCGAAAACGUGCCGCGUGUGCGGGAUUUUGGCACCUAAUCACUGCGGCAGAUGUAAAGUCGUCAAUUAUUGCUGCCGCGUGCAUCAAGUGUACGACUGGAAGAAUGGACACAAAAACGCGUGCGGCACCGAGGCGACGAACGGCAACGGUUUCCUGUUUCCCGAAUACGAGAUCGUGAUCGAGAGGGACGACACCGCGACGGAAAGGGUCGAGCGGAACGAUCCCAGCGGCGAGCAGACGGAAAUGGAGAAGUACAAUGCGAUGAUACAGGACGGCAAAGCUGGAACGUUUCAGAACGAAGACGUCAACGACGACUUGCUGCAGAUGGCUAAUGACGAGAAGGACGAGACAUUCGCAGAGUUUCGUACGAAAAUAGACAGUUAUCCAGAUCAGAUUCUGAGAUAUGACAGAGGAAGGAAAGUUUUAUAUAUCUCGUCACAUAAUCAGAUAACGGAUGUGCCAAAAUGCCCGGAAUGCGACGGCGAUAGGCAGUUUGAAUUUCAAAUAAUGCCACAACUGUUAAAUUUCCUCGACCUGAAAGACGUUAUCAAGUGCUUGGAUUGGGGAAUAUUGGCAGUUUUCACAUGCAAACAAUCUUGCAUGCCUAAGAGUAAGUAUAUAAGAGAAUAUAUAUGGAAGCAAGACAUUGUACAGGAGGAAAGUGAAUCGAAAAUAAAUCAGAAUACGUGAA
Messenger RNA from Wasmannia auropunctata (little fire ant), 1231 nucleotides. RefSeq names its product programmed cell death protein 2-like (gene Zfrp8). The record is from RefSeq and is a predicted model, not a curated record. Gene Ontology annotation, cellular component: nucleus; cytoplasm. Bases 163 to 1230 code for a protein of 355 amino acids. The transcript has 4 exons. NCBI's taxonomy places the organism in Eukaryota, Metazoa, Arthropoda, Insecta, Hymenoptera, Formicidae.